Messenger RNA from Tuber melanosporum (Perigord truffle), 336 nucleotides. RefSeq lists its product as uncharacterized. Lineage: Eukaryota; Fungi; Ascomycota; Pezizomycetes; Pezizales; Tuberaceae. Bases 1 to 120 code for a protein of 39 amino acids. The transcript has a single exon. The record is from RefSeq and is a predicted model, not a curated record.
AUGGAGGUGGAGGGAGGAGGGAAUGAUUGGGGUGGGGUUGUUGCAGAUAGGGCGAGGUUGGAGGUACGGACGGGAGGCUCCGAGCCUUGUUUAGGGUUUUUGGGGGACAUGAGGGUCUAGAGUUCUCCCCCACAGGCUGGGCUAUCAUAGGAUGGGGGGGUAGAGGGGGUUUAAACCGGCGUUCUGGCGUUCUGGCGUUCUGGCGUUUUUCUUUUUUACUUGGGCCUAUAUUACUUUCUGGGAUACACUUGGGAUAGAUCUCUUUACUAUCUCUAUCAUACUACCACACUACUUGUAAUCCAUAAUAGAGUGCCCGAUAAAGCACUGUAUAAAUAA